GAAAAACACAAAAUACUUAGACCAGGGCGUGACAACAGGCAAAAAACAGACUCAGAAAACGUGAUUCGUGACACUUAAAAGUGAUUCAGAGACAGAAUGCCAGAUUCAGUGACAGAGCACAGAGAAAUACUACUGUUCUUCUUGAUUAUUUAAAUCUGGACAUUCUCUGACCUCUGGAUGAAGGACAACAGCCGCUUGUUGAUUAACAAACACGAAACCACUUGGGGAAAAAGAGAACAGGAAAAUUGACAGAAUGCUCCUCAAGCCUCAGGUGGAGAGACGUCGGAGAGAGAGAAUGAACCACAGUCUGGAGAGCCUGAGAACCCUGCUGCUGCAGGGACCACUACAACACGGUGUGACUCAGCAUAGAGUGGAGAAAGCUGAGAUCCUGGAACACACUGUUCUCUUUCUCCAGAACACUGGAGAUGGGGACAGGAAGAAAGGUGAAGAUGGAGAAAAGCAACAUCCCUUCCAGGAUGGCUUCUCAGGCUGCCUGAAAAGAGCUGCACACUUCCUGGGGCAGGAAGAGGAGGGCCUGCAGCUGGAGGCAGCACUGAACUCUAGUUUCUAUGCUCGGCUGAACAGCCAUGCCUGCAUGAACACCGAAGUUCCGGCUAAAGCCCACUCUUCCAUCUCUCUGCCAAAUACAAUGUGCCACCAGUCCUCACACCUGAUGAAGAUACAGGAGUCCCACUACAGACAACAGCUUUGUGGAGUCUACAGGAGACAUCUGUCUCAUGCUCACAGAGCUCCACUCCAACAUGGAAAUCCCCAGCUGCCCCACAGACAUGCUGACAAAGAAGCCCAAUCCCAGAACCUCCCAGGCAGCCAGUCUGUGUGGAGGCCUUGGCCCUGAUCUAGCAGAGGAGCCUGAAUUGGGAUAUUGAACUGUAAAACAACUCUAAUAUCCUAUGAACUGAUAACCAGGAUGCCACAUCCUUUUCUGCUGAGGUUGCUAUGUUGUUAUUAAUUUAUGCAGUGUUGUGAACACCUGACUCAGAGACUCCAUAGAUUUGCAGUGAUAUGACAAUGUUGUACUGCAAAGAAAAUAUCAAUUCGAAAUAUUGUACAAUUUCUCUAUACUUUAGUAUUACAACAUGUACUAAGUUGAAGUACUCUGAUAUCUUGUCUAUUUUUGCACAUUAAUUUAUUCUGUGACUUGUUCCUUUGUUUUUCCAGAUAUAUAGGCCUGUAUGUUGAAA
Oncorhynchus nerka (sockeye salmon) is the source of this 1202-nucleotide messenger RNA. Its product is annotated as transcription factor HES-7.1-like. The transcript is spliced from 3 exons. Gene Ontology annotation, biological process: regulation of transcription by RNA polymerase II; anterior/posterior pattern specification; regulation of neurogenesis. Lineage: Eukaryota; Metazoa; Chordata; Actinopteri; Salmoniformes; Salmonidae. Gene Ontology annotation, molecular function: DNA-binding transcription factor activity, RNA polymerase II-specific; protein dimerization activity; RNA polymerase II cis-regulatory region sequence-specific DNA binding. The record is from RefSeq and is a predicted model, not a curated record. Bases 254 to 856 code for a protein of 200 amino acids. Gene Ontology annotation, cellular component: nucleus.